Messenger RNA from Apiotrichum porosum, 981 nucleotides. RefSeq lists its product as uncharacterized. NCBI's taxonomy places the organism in Eukaryota, Fungi, Basidiomycota, Tremellomycetes, Trichosporonales, Trichosporonaceae. Bases 1 to 981 code for a protein of 326 amino acids. The transcript has 3 exons. The record is from RefSeq and is a predicted model, not a curated record.
AUGCCCAUCCUCUCGGCCCUCUGGCCCAUCUUGUCGUCCUACCGCCCCUCGGCAGCCUCGGACCGCCAGCGCGCACGCCGCUUUGGCGCGUUCGUGCCCACGUACUAUCCGCCAGCCGUCUGGCGGGGUCCAAAGGACGACCGCGAGGCGCAGAAGCUGUACAACCACGUCCGCACUGUCGCCUUUUACAUGGACGCGGCGCCCGUCCUCGCUGACGCUGGACUGCCGUUCCGGGCCGGUCUGGACGACAUCAUCUCCCUCGUCCCGCUGUACGGCGAUAUCGUGUCUGGUGUGUUGCAGCUGUACCAGGUCUGGCUGUGCUGGUUGUUUGGGGUGCCGCUUAACGUUUGCAUUCAGAUGUUCUUCAACGUCCUCCUCGACACCCUCGUCGGCAUCGUCCCCAUCAUCGGCGACAUUCUCGACAACCUCUUCAAGGCAAACCUGCGCAACCUCGCCCUGCUCGAGACGUACCUCCUGUCCAACGCGCACGCGACGGCCACGUUCCACAUCCUCCUCAUGCCGGACAGCGACACGUUCCUCCCCGAGCCCCGCACGCCCAAGCCCACCGCCACGUCGGGCCACGCGCCCCGCUGGAGCGCGUGGUUUGGCUUUGGGGCCGGCACCGAGACGGCGCGCGAGGAGGCGCGCAGCGAGCUCGAGCGCGAGCGCAUGUAUGGCCAGGUCCGCAAGACGCGCCGCAUGGACCGCGACGAGGCCGGGUUUGCGUUUGGCCGUGGUCACCACAGCGGGCCCGUCCCUCCCUCCCCCGGUGCGUCGCCGUCCGGCGGUGCCGGCGGGUACGCUGCGCAGAUGCAGGGCGAAGCAGAGGCCGAGGCCGAGGCGAGGCGCAGGGCGGCGCGGCCGAAUGGGAGUGGCGGGUACGCGACGGCCACGCCUGUGAAUACCGCUGCUGGUGCUGGUGCUGGUGCUGGUGCGGGGGCCGGUGCUGGUGGUCCGCCGCCGGCGUACACCCCCAACUAG